AUGGCCCGUCUAGCCGGCCUCGUUGCCAUCCUCGCGCUCGUCCAGCCCGCUCUCGCCUCCUUUUACACAGUGACCGAGUACUACUUGCUCGUUGAAAGCGUGGUCAAGCUAGACGAGACGUGUACCGAGGACUGCUAUUACUACACAGACACCGACCUCCGCACGGUCAAGCCGACGGUGACGCCCACGGCAAAGCCCGUCUCGACCUCAACUUGGACGUACACGUACAAUGACGUCGAAAUCGUGAGCGUCUUUCUCACCGACGGCGUCGGCGAGAGCGAUCUCGUCCCGACCACGACUACCGACGACAACCUCUACACCAACUUUGCCGUCAUGGUUACCUGGACGGCUCCGUCCAGCUGUCCCACCCCGUUUACCGUCGUCGGCGACGCGUACGUCUACAUACCCUACGAUGUGCGUCCCUACCUGGAAGCCGAGUCGACGGCCACGACCGUCUACACCGACUACGAGAACAGCGUCCACACGUACCUGACCAAGUAUAUCGACCCGACCGCGGUGCCGCCGACCGCGCGCCCGACCGCCCAGACGACCGCGUACGAAUACAGCUACUACAUCAAAAACUGCCGCAACCCGACGGCGACCAAUCCGUCCGAGUACUACGGCCCGACCUACACGGCCGGGAGCGGCGGCUCUCGCGGCGGUAGCGGUUCUUACAGCGGCGGCGGCGGCGACGACGACCGUGACCGGACGUGGUGCUCGACUUACACGGGCUGUGUGGUUGCGGCGUGGGUCAUUGCGGUGGCGACCGUCUUGCCGACCAUCUUCCUGCUGGGCUUCGUCGAGUCGUACCUCUGGUUCCGCCGCAUGAUGCUGGGCAAGCCGGCGCUGCGCCUGGGCACCAUCUGCUGGUGCUGCCUCUCCCUCUGGUUCAUCCUGCUCACCCGCCGCUCGCCCGGGCGCAGCCCCGAGGACCGGGUCCUGCUCCGGCAGUACUGGGACACCCUCGGCGCCGGCACCCGCAUCAAGCUCUGGUUCAAGCACGGCUUCCGCUGGCGCUACCCCGUCGAGCUGAUCGGCAACCCGGACGGCAACAACCCGGUCAUCAUCCCCACCUACGCCCCUCCUCCGCCGCCGCCGCCCGCAGGUGGGCCGGCAGAUGCGAAUGGGUCCGAGAAGGCCCCCUUCGCCGUGCACCAGCAACAGCAGCCGGCCAUGUACGCGCCCUCGCCGUUCCCGGGCGGGCCGCAGCAGCAGCAGCAGCAGCAGCAGCAGCAGCAGCAGCAGCCAUACUACAUGCAACCCUUCCCCGGGCAGCCCUACUACCCGCCCCAGGGACCCCCUCCGCCGGGUCAGGGUCAAGGGUACGGGAUGGCGAUGCCCGCGCCGCCGCCGGGGACGUACGUCCCGGGCCAGCAGCAACCGCCACCGGCGCCCCAGCCCCAGCCCCAGCCCCAGCAGCAGCAGCAGCAGUCACCGCAGCAACAGCAUGCUUCCUCCUAUUCCCCCUCGCCGGCCCCCACAGGGGCGACGGAGAUGCCGUCGCAACAGUCGUCUUCGGGCACAGGAUCACCUGCUCCAGGAACUGAGCAGCAGCCGCAGCAGCAUUAA
Molecule: messenger RNA, 1569 nt
Organism: Thermothelomyces thermophilus ATCC 42464
Lineage: Eukaryota; Fungi; Ascomycota; Sordariomycetes; Sordariales; Chaetomiaceae
Exons: 1
Coding region: 1-1569 (522 amino acids)
Source: RefSeq, a predicted model, not a curated record